Molecule: messenger RNA, 3637 nt
Organism: Homo sapiens (human)
Lineage: Eukaryota; Metazoa; Chordata; Mammalia; Primates; Hominidae
Gene: C19orf44
Product: chromosome 19 open reading frame 44
Exons: 6
Coding region: 74-1798 (574 amino acids)
Source: RefSeq, a predicted model, not a curated record
GUUGCCCAGGGCAACCGCUCCUUCAGGCGUGAAUGUGGCGGCUGCCUCUGCGAAUGGACGGCGUGGGAAGAGAAUGGCUUCUGCAAGGAAAGCCAGCCGUCCCAUGCGUGAUGUUUUUGGUGACUUCAGUGAUGUUUCCUUGGAAGAUUCAACAAUGGAAGAAAUCAGAAACUUCCAGAUCAGUAGAAAUCUUACCAAAAUAGCACCUGGUCAUAGCAGAUUUCUAAAAAGAAACCAAACUCUAGAUGAGAAACACUUACUCCUGAAAGAGAACCCUGUGCUCGGGAGUGGACCCAGGCUUGCCUCAUGUAGACCGCCCACCACUGCCUCCAGGAUCCGAGCCAAUGCCGCACUCAUGAAGCUGGCCCAGCUGGAAACCCGGAUCAUGAAUCGGAAGCUGCAGAGGAAUUUGUCUGACACGGAAUCUGACUCAAUGACCGCCGAUGCUGGUCUUCCAAAGAGAGCUGACAGAAUCCUCUCUGGGGGUGCACUCGAACUCGCGUCCCAGAACACAGACAAAACUUCCCAGAAUCAAGCCCGUGAACUUCCUGUCACCGAAAAUAAUGCACAGAACGCGAAGGUCAGUAGGUUUCUAAAGAAGAAACAAGCACCUGUUGAAAACAUAUCCCCUGAAGCACCUGCUGGGAAAGAGAGGACUUUGCAAACCCCCAAACAGAAAGAACCUGCUAGAACAUUUGAUUCUCCAGACAGUGACGAAGAAGAAAUGAAAGUAUUGCUAGGAAGCUUGAUGGACUCUUCUAGAGAAAAAAACACGAAUCAAGGCUUCAGCAGCGCUAACGUCAGCGAGGAAGAAGAAAGAAAACUAUUUUCGGUCCCAUCUCAACUGAGAGCAUUUACUGUACCCAGCGUGGAACUCUCCAGCGCAAAGCCUUCUCAGACAUCACACCUGCCAACCUCCCUGGCAGCAGACAGAACCCUUCACAGCACUCGCUCAAGAGCAGACUACCCACAGAGUCACGUUUCCAGUGACACCGCCUCCCACACGCCGUCAGUUUCCAUCACAGGCGCCUUUUCAAACUCAGUGUCUUUAAAGAUGGGGCAUGUCAAGCUUGUGUCCUCCCCGGGAAGGAGUGAGGCUGAGACUGUGGACGAGCCAGUCUCAGAAGGUGCUGAUGACAGCCUCGACGAGUUUAGAAUAAAUAUUUUAUCGCUUGACGGUCUGGCUCCAGCUGUCAGUGAGAACUCCGAUUUGGAACAGGAAGAGGAAAGUGCUCAGAGACAAAAAACAGCUGGCAAAAUCUUCAGAGCCGAGGCGUCCACUGGGCAGGAUGCCCCGAGGCAGGCCCAGGCGAGGAGCUGGGCAUCACAGGGAAAGGCCGCCUCUGCAGAGGGGGAUGAGAGCGAGGUCUCGGAGCAUCUCAGUGCCAGCUCGGCUUCUGCCAUCCAGCAGGACAGCACUUCCAGCAUGCAGCCACCAUCUGAAGCCCCCAUGGUGAACACAGUCAGCUCAGCUUAUUCGGAGGAUUUUGAAAACUCUCCAAGUCUGACAGCAUCUGAGCCAACCGCCCAUUCCAAGGAGUCUCUUGACAGAACACUGGACGCUUUGUCUGAAUCCUCUUCAAGUGUGAAGACAGACCUUCCACAAACAGCCGAGUCUAGGAAAAAGUCGGGCAGGCACGUGACAAGAGUGCUUGUGAAGGACACAGCUGUGCAGACGCCAGAUCCUGCCUUCACCUACGAGUGGACCAAGGGCUGGAGUGUAGUGGUGCGAUCUUGGCUUACUGCAACCUCCACCUCCUGGGUUCAAGCGAUUCUCCUGCCUCAGCCUCCUGAAUAGCUGGGAUUACAGGUAUGUGCCACCACGCCCAGAUAAUUUUUGUAUUUUUAGUAGAGAUGGGGUUUCACCAUGCUGGCCAGGCUGGUCUCAAAUUCCUGACCUCGUGAUCUGCCUGCCUCGGCCUCUCAAAGUGCUGGGAUUAUAGGUGUGAGCCACCGCACCUGGCCCCCUGUAUAAUUUUAAAAUGUUCUUUGUAGAGACAGGGUCUCCCUAUGUUCCCCAGCCUGGUCUUGAACUCCUGGGCUCAAGUGAUCCUUCCACCUGCUCAUGUUGGCCCCCCAAGGUGCUGGGACUACAGGCAUGAGCCACCAUGCCUGGCCUUCGGGCAUUUCUCUCAUUCCCAGCUUCAGUCUCGGCUCUUGCUGGUGGAAAGGCCCCAUUCUUUUAAACAUUCCCAUGUUAUUAUUUUAUUUUAUAUAAUUUUAUUUUAUGAGAUGGGGUCUCGCUCUGUUGCCCAGGCUGGAGUGCGGUGGCACAAUCUCGGCCCACUGCCUCCUCCACCUCCUGGGUUUCAGCGAUUCUCCCACCUCAGCCUCCCCAAUAGCUGGGACUAGAGGCGCCUGGCUAAUAAACAUUCCCUUUUAAUAUCUCUUUUCUCAUCCAUAUGGCUCUUGACAAGGUAGACUGGAUGUGAAAAAUGAUGUAGUUCCCAGCCUGGCCAAUAUGGUGAAACCCCGUCUCUACUAAAAAUACAAAAAUUAGCCUGGUGUGGUGGCACGCAUCUGUAGUCCUAGCUACUCGGGAGGCCGAGGCACAAGAAUCGCUUGAAACCAGAAGGUGGAGGUUGCAGUGAGCUGAGAUCGUGCCAUAGCACCCCAGCCUGGGCGACAGAGUGAGACUCUGUCUCAAAAAAAAAAAAAAAAAAAAAAAAAGGCAAUGUAAUUCUCACUGGAUCUAUUUGUUUUGAUUUGGGGGCUUAACCUAACAUCAGCCUGACGGGCCCCCCAGGAGAGGGUGAGUGGUGUCUGUUUCUCAGGAGGGAAAGUCAAUCACAUGGACUGAGUCAAAUCACCUUGGAGGUGUUAAAUGGUAUUUUCAACCUGGGAUCUGGGCUCAGAAUUGUUUGUGUCUCUCUGCACUUCUGUCCAUAUUUUUGGCAAUUUAGGGAUGCUUUCAUGAAACACUGGCGAGGCUGUUUUCCUAGACUAGGACUGACAGGGAAAGGAGAAAGAAAAAACAGCAGCCAUAAACACGCUGGCCUCAGAGCCCAGAGAACACGCAACAUCCUGAGGUCAACAGUGACCCUUAGAAGAAGGGCUGGGAAAGCACAUCCUCCACUGCUCUCGACUGCAGCCACCGUGAGCCGGAGCCACCGCUGCACCCAGCUAGGAUACCCGUGCCUUGAGCCAAGAAAACCUAGCAGAAAAAUGGAGGCAGCCUUGGGAAAUACUUGAAAGGGGAAGAGGGUAAAAAAAAGUAAAGAAGGGCCGGGUGCGGUGGCUUACACCUCAGCACUUUCAGAGGCUGAGGCAGGAGGAUUGCUUGAGCCUAGGAGUUCAAGACCAGCCUGGGCAACAUAGGGAGACCCUGUCUCUACAAAAAAUUUUAAAAAUUAGCCAGGCGUGGUGGCGCACCUGUAGUCCCAGCUACUUGGGAGACAGAUGGGAGGAUUACGUGAGCCCAGGAGGCUGUAGUGAGCUGUGAUCAUGCCGUGCACUCCAGACUGGGCAAUAGAGCAAGACCCUGUCUCAAACCAAAAAAAAAAAAAAAAAAUGCAAGAGUGGCGAUCACCUUCAGAAAGAGGGAAGAACAAGGUCACGUAGUUUAUUCCAGGGUCGUAUCUGUGGACCCGAAAGUCAUUUCUCUGCGUCCUGCCUGCUUACCCCUCUCUUUGUCCCC